ACAGUCACAGCUAGUAAAAAAUGCCAAUGCCGAUGGCAAUGGCCACAUUCUCUUCUUCUUCCACCUUCAAAAUUCCGUUGCUUUCUCGAAAUUUGAACCGACCCAUUUCAUCGUUCUCUUCACCGGUCAAAACCCGACUUUUCAAUUCUAAAUCUCCCCUGAAAAGUUUUGGGCUUUUUGAGUAUUCUACAAAUAAGAAGAGGUUGGGUUUUUGCUUGAAUGCAGCUGCAGCAGAGAAUGGAGAGGGAGAGAAGAGGAACGAUGAUGUUGAAACAAUGGCUAGAGGAGAGAGUACCAUGCCUGAUAGAUUCAGGUAUUUGACUAAAGAAGCACCUGAUCCUCCUCUUAUUUGGCCUUGGUUUGUAGCUCUAGGUUUCAUUCUCUAUGCGUGGAGAGCGGUACUAUUCGAACUAGCUAACUGGAGAAAGGGCGCAGUGGCAGUUGUUGGUUUUGUGGGGUACCUCCUGAAACUUCUGUUGGCUGUUAUCUUCCAUUUCUUUGGGGAUCCCAUUACUUCUUUGAUCGGAGGCGUAGAGACUCUAACCUAUGCAUUUCGGGCAUUUUAUUCUUCCAUAGUGUCUAAUGCUCCCGUUCCAGAGUUGACUACAAUUAUUGUGCUUGCAUCGGCUGUUCUUGCUAUUGCUGAAGCUGUCUCCCCAAACUCCAUAACCACCCAACCGUAUCUUCUCACGAUAUCUGGCCUGAUUGGCUAUGCAGCAGUAAGGAACUUUAUCUCUGAACCAGUAUUUUGGACACUCUUAGUGGCUCUGUAUGGUUUUUCGCGAUUAGUUAGAAAGAGAGAUCAUGUCACAUCUGCUUUGCCUGCUGCUGCUGUAUUGGCUGCCAUUGGAGAAUCCUGGGUUAGAGUUCUAGUGAUGUUUUCUUAUCUUGCUUUAGCUAUUUUUCACAAUUCAAGGAAGCUCUUAGAAGUUAAAGAAGAAGCUGAUGUUGUGACCACAGAUCAGAGGGUUCCCGUACCAUUGUUGUGCGCUGCCUUAGCCAUUGGGAUUCGUUUUGCUGCUAAAUGGGCUGGGUAUCGGCAUUUGACAUGGAUGAUCGUAUAAAGUAAAGAACUAUGUGGAAACUGUAUGGCUUUUGAGUUCGAAGUUUUGGUUCUCAUUUUGCUAGGUUCUUCUGCUCUUGUUAAUAUUAUUUAUUUAAAAUUAUACUCUUACUUUAUCUAAUUUUAUUUUAAGUGUGAUAUGCAUGGUUAA
Mercurialis annua (annual mercury) is the source of this 1214-nucleotide messenger RNA. RefSeq lists its product as uncharacterized. The coding region runs from base 21 to 1064 and encodes 347 amino acids. The transcript is spliced from 2 exons. The record is from RefSeq and is a predicted model, not a curated record. NCBI's taxonomy places the organism in Eukaryota, Viridiplantae, Streptophyta, Magnoliopsida, Malpighiales, Euphorbiaceae.